Exaiptasia diaphana is the source of this 1698-nucleotide messenger RNA. RefSeq lists its product as uncharacterized. The record is from RefSeq and is a predicted model, not a curated record. Bases 1 to 1698 code for a protein of 565 amino acids. The transcript is spliced from 2 exons. NCBI's taxonomy places the organism in Eukaryota, Metazoa, Cnidaria, Anthozoa, Actiniaria, Aiptasiidae.
AUGACCGCUGCUUUUCAAAAUAUGGCAAAAUCCCUUGAAGUGAAAUCCAGUCCUAGUGGGCUAGAACGACUGUCUGUCCCUUCUUGGGAUGGAACGCGUAGAACAUACGCUACUUUUAAAAAGGAAUUCAACCACUGGAUGAAGAAAUACAAACAAGAUGAUGACGAACAAGUACAACGCUUACGAAAGGCUAUGCCAAAAGGGUGGUGUUCGGAACAGGUAAAAACAUGCAAGAACAUCGAUCAAGCCUGGAAAAUCCUGGACAUCGAAUUCGGAGAUAAAAGAAMACUUAUGGACACUCUCUUGACAGAAAUAAACGAUCUAAAACCAAUCAAGAGAGACUCCAAAUCUCUAAUGAGUUUCAGCACCAAUGUACGCAGAUAUGUUAGUGACAUGGAGGACAAUGACUGCUCGGUCACUAAAUCAACAGAAUCUCCAUUCUUCAUGUCCCAGCUUCUGUCAAAACUGGACCCGAGGGAUAACGUAGAGUACGGUCGCGAGAUGCAAAGACUGAAAAAACCAGAAACUGUUUUGACUCUGCUCGAAUGGCUUCAUCAAGAAGCAAACCUCCGCUCAAGAGGGAGACGCGACGAAGACAGCGACGACAAGGCAGACAAACAGAAACGAACGAUGUUCCAGCGACGAUCAGAAAACCAUGCUGUUGACGCCCCUGAAAUGGAUGAAGUGUGUAUUCUUGGCUGCCCUACAAAACACCUUUUAACUGCCUGUACCAUCUUCAAAGACUUAUCAGUAAGCCAAAGGUGGGAGRUUAUCAAACAGAACAACCGCUGUCGAAAAUGCCUAAAAGAACACCACACCAGCGAUUGUCAUAAAACCGACGGCACAUCAUGCGACAAAUGUGAAAAARAUCAUCAUCGUCUUCUUCACAGCGAGAGAAAAGAGACACCUACCAAGWCACCUGCUACCRGCAAMAAUAAUGCACAGAUYAGYGACCAACAAAAACAAAAGGACAUAAACUCUACAGUCACUGGRCUUUGYCCAAUACAGAGAGUAAAAKCUYUUGAYRACAAAGGAACACCUGUAGAACUGCUUGCUAUGCUUGACAGUGGAUCAAACACUAGUCUUCUGUCGAAGAAUGCAGCAAAACGCCUUAACCUGAGUGGACCCAAAACCCGCUUAAGAAUGAACCUAGCUGGAGGUAGCACGACAUCAGAAGAUUCCGAACUCUUAGACAUUACAAUAAUGCCAGUAAACGAAGAGAGUAUUAAGAAGACACUAUCAGCGUUUAUCGUUCAAAAGCCGUGCAGCAGUGCAAAAACAGUAUCAAAGAAACUCGUGGAAAGUUACAAACACCUCAAACCAAUAUCUGAUGAAAUAUACCUCGCAGGUGGAACAGUAGACCUUCUUAUAGGAACGGACUUUGCUGAUGCAUUCAUCGAUGUACACACUCUGACCGGAACAACCGGUGCACCCAUCGGCAAAAGGAACUGUUUUGGCUGGUAUGUCCUUGGACAGUUCAAAUCAAUGUGGACAGCUGAAAUCGUCCAAUCUGUGGACGUGGGGACAAUAAGCGUCGCAGAAGACAUCAAAUCACUAAUUCGACAAGACCAGCUUGGAGUUAAACCAACAGCGCUCUGCACAUGUAGUGACGAAGCUCUUCGAGAGAACAAGUUUAUCAAGUCUCUCUCAAAAUCAACAACGCUAAUCAAUGGACGAGUCCAAUCUUCAGCAGCCUAA